UCGACGACGUUCGGGCGCGCGUGUGAUUUUUUCUCCCAAGCUGCACCGCAUUGUAGAAAAGGAUAGGACAGGCCCUGCCUUGCGUCCACCGCUUUAGGGGUGUGGAUUGCGUGACAGCAAGGGUGAAGGGGGUUUCCCCGAAAAAAAAGUUGGGGUGGCAUUUCUGCGAGGACAGUGGAAUUUUGUGACGAUUCACGCUACUGCAGCUGCACAAACAGUGCUGCACUAAAUCCGGUGCAUGGAGGGAUUUUUGUGACGGGAUUUGCUUGAGGUUGCAUUUUUUCGGGACCGGAAAGGAAUUUCCCACGGUUUUGGUGAGCGGCAAUGAGAUUACUGCGUGGGCCGUUGAUGGCAUUGUGUGUGUGUGUUCGUGGUAGUGUAUCGUCGGAGUGCUCGCGAAAAUAAAAGUUUACGCUGUAAUAACAUAUCUCCCGUGGGAAAAAGCGCGUCAUGUGAUUCUGGCACGGGGAUGGAAGUCGCGUGGUGAAGCUUCACGUGCCAAGAGGUUUGGAACCGAAAAAAAGGUGUCAUUAAUCAUAAGCCUAGAUUAAAAUAAACACGGCAGUCAACGGUCGUCGGCGUGGGUGAUCCCGGGUGCAAAUGUGUGUGCCCGUAUGUUUAAUGAACGAGCAUAGGAUUACACCGACUUACAUAAUACAUCGGGUGAACCGAGUCGAAUAAACCUGCUCAACGGUGAUAAUUGGAUAAAAAGAGUGUUGUUUUACGCGAUUCGAACGAAACAACUCCCCCUUCGAGGGGCAUUCCAUUCGAGUUUCCCCGAAAGCAAUUCCAAGUGAUGCGUAUCGCUCGUGUCGUCAUCACAAACGGACGACGAAAAAAAUAGAGAGGUGAAUAGAGUGAAGUGAAAUCCAGGAAAUUACAAAAGCCAUAAUCCAUUUCCGUUUAGUGAGCCACGUCGAGAAAGUGGGUGAGAGUGUUUAUUGUGUCCACCACCAUCAGUGCAGUGUGUUUGAUGGGUGAAACAACAAUCAAGGAUCCGAUCGAAUGUAGGUGUAGUGCUAGAGCAAACAAAUUUCCACGCCCCACGGUCGACAAUUAAAAAUUGUGACGAUAAAUCACAGGCGUGAAACCAGCGGAAGGACGACGACGACGACGACUAGGACGGCGUCGGUCAUCAGGAAUUGCUGCGUGUUUACUGAAAUGAUUCGAUAACGGUAAUCGUGUGGCACGUAAAAUUGUAUUUGAACUCCAGCUGAACCGGCUUCCCACGGACCUUCAACCCUCUCAUUAUCAUAAACAAGAACAAAACAAAAGCUCCGGCCAUCAAACCAGCCAUCAGAACAAGGCCCAAACGAUAGACAAAACAAAAAGGAAGAACAAACAUAUCCAUCGACCAUCGUGAGUACAACGUAUCACACGGAAAUUACCACUCAUCUAUCCGUCGCAUCGACUGCUGUCACUCGUCAAAACGCUUCACCAUAGUUGGGGGUGGAAAACGCGAAAAACUAUGCGUGCCACCCUGCGGCCCUGACUGCAGUGAAAUGGGAAAACUGACACGGGAAAAACUCCGAGGUGAUAAUUGAUUUCCGAGCGCGAAAGAGGCUCUGGAACGACGAGACAACGUUCACUGUUUGUUUCAUCCACAAUCGAGCCUCGUCAGCCGUUUAAUAAUUAGCACCCACCCAGAGUUUCCCCGAGAGUGGAUAAUAAACAUAAAAAGUAAAUAUUAUUAUCACGAGUGCUACUGCUGGUGGGACGAGCGGGGAUUGUUUACCGGUCGAUGAAAUGAUAUUGGUAAUUUUCUGAUAUUUAUUCCGCGCGUGGUGGGGGUGCGAAUCGGUGCGUAAUAGGGCUCCUAUCGGGAAAUAAAUCGAAAAAUAAAAAACAACUCCCACAUUGAAAGGACCACGUGCAGAAAUAAUUGCUAGUGAAAACAAAUGUGUGCAAUGUGAGUGAAACAUAAAAAAAAUCAACUUAUCAUUCCGUGAUUUCGGGGAAAUGCGAGUGAUGUUGAAGUAUACAAAGUGGUGGCUUUCGGUCCUGGGAAAAUAAUGAUCCAGAGCUGGUACUGAGCUGAUUAAUUAAAAUAAAUUAAUAAUCGGGAAAAUAUCGUUAUAAAUUUCCGCGAAUUGCGUUGUGGGCGUCUGCACCGUGCUGCUCUGCCUGGGUGGGGCGGAAGUGUGAGCCCGAGCGAAGAAGGGUUUUGGGCACGUUGUCCCGGGGAAGUGUGAUGGUGCCAGUGACUAGAAGUAGCAGAAUGGAGAUCCGGAAAAACGUCCCGGCACCGGUGCUGCUGCUGCUGGUGAUGACGGCGGUGCUUCUCGGUGGCACCGGAAGGAUCCACGUGCGAGGCGAGGCGUUCAAAUCAGACGUCCCGGUGCACGUGGAAAGCGUUCUGGUUAACGAUACUGCUCAGAUAAAGUGCGACGUAUCAUCGAAUCUGCCGAACGAUCGGAUACUGCUGGUCGUGUGGUACAAAGAUAAUGUACCAAUCUACAGCUACGACACACGGGUGAAAAGCAACGAGGCUCCGUCGCACUGGAGAGACGGCACCAUCCUGGAAAAUCGUGCCAACUUUAAGCCCCAGCGGGACAAGAGCCGGGCAGAACUGGUCAUCAGUCCAGUUCUGAAAAAGGACGCCGGAGUGUUCCGCUGCCGGGUAGAUUUUCUCCUGUCGCCUACGAAGAACAGCAACGUCAACCUAGAAAUAGUGGUGCCACCGGAGGUGCCAAAAAUCCAGGACUCGAGUGGGUUCGAGCUGCCCGUCCGUGCCGGUCCGUACGAAGAAGGUGGCAUCCUAGAGCUGACCUGUGUGGUGCGGGGAGGAAUCCCCACGCCGAAGAUCAUCUGGUCCAGCAAUGGCAAGGUCCUUCCGAGUACAAUGAUGGAAUAUUCCCACGAGUCCACCCUGAGCAGUAAGUUGGUGGUGCGAAAUCUGUCCCGUGACCACCAGCACACCGUAUACACCUGCCAGGCGAGCAACUUUUUCAAACGGAACGUAACGGCCAACGUGACCAUCGAACUGCGGUUGCGACCCCUGGUAGUGGAAAUCGUCAACGGUAGCACGCCGCUUUCGUCGGACCGGCAUUACGUCGUCCAGUGCCAGUCCAGCGGAUCUCGACCGCCGGCGAAAAUCAGCUGGUGGCUGGACGAGAAGCAACUGAUGGCAACCAACCAGACGACAUCCGAGAACGGGAACUGCACUACGUCCCUGCUGAGCUUUACGCCUACGAGGGAUGACCACGGGCGAACCCUCACCUGCCGGGCCAUCAACGAGCUGGUCAAACGGGGGACGAAGGAAACCUCGAUCAAGCUGAACAUUUUCUAUCUACCCACGCUGAAGCUCGAGCUGGGGACGAAUAUGAAUCCGGAAGACAUCGAGGAAGGAGAUGACGUGUACUUUGAAUGUAAAGUGAAUGCAAAUCCGUCUGCAUACAAAGUGGUGUGGAAGCAUAAUGACCAAGUGGUGCAGCACAACUCGAAAACCGGUGUGAUAAUGAGCAGCACGGCACUGGCGCUGCAAGCCGUCACCAGACAUCAGGCUGGCAACUACACCUGCAUCGCGUCGAACGUCGAAGGAGACGGCGAGAGCAACACCGUGGACCUUAAAGUGAUGUACAAACCGAUCUGCCGGCCGGAUCAGAAGAAAAUCUACGGCGUGGCGCGGAACGAACCGGCCGAGAUCCUGUGUCAGGUGGACGCCUAUCCCCCGCCGGAAUCGUUCAAGUGGUCCUUCAACAACACGGCGGAAACGAUCGAUAUGCCCCAGAGUGGCUACCGGGUGCAUUCCGAUCAGGCGUCCUCCCUGACGUACACACCGGUCAAGGAGCUGGACUACGGGACGAUCAUGUGCUGGGCGGACAACGCGGUCGGUCAACAGCGGGAACCAUGUGUGUUCCAUUUGAUUGCCGCCGGUAAACCGGAGAUGCCGUACAACUGUUCCCUGGUCAACCAGACGUCCGAAUCGCUCGAGGUGAACUGUGGAGAAGGCUUCGACGGUGGUCAGCGGCAAGUAUUCGUGAUGGAGAUCUACGACCAACAGACGCACAUGCUGCUAGCGAACGUGUCAUCCGGGCAGCCGAUGUUUACCGUCCGGGGGUUGGAGUCCGGUCGAUUGCUGAAAAUUGUCAUCUAUGCAACCAACAUGCGCGGUCGCAGCGAAGCGAUCUACAUGCUGUCCUACACCCUGAAACCGGCGGAAAAGCAAACAGGUCCGCACGCCGAGUUCGAAUUAUCGCCGAUCCUAUCGAUUGGGAUAUUUAUUGGCAUUUUAACGGUGAUAAUCUGCAUAAUAAUCGCCGUCGCUGCCGCACUGAAGCUGCGCACCAGCCAGCCCGGCAAGGGACAUCACGCGGCCAGCGGCAACGGCAAGGCUGGUGGCGUCCUCGGCAAACGGCCCAGUAAUCUACCAAUUAAGGAGAAAAUCUCCGUACCGCUCAGCCAGUCGGAGGACAUGUACGACGAGAAGAAUCCGGACGUGGUACCCACGAACGAAGAUCCCGAUUACAAAUUAAUAUCGGCAAAUCAGACCCCCACGGCGCUGCAUAAUUCAUUAUGCAACAGCAAACAUGACAUCAUCGGGCGAACGAUACUGGACGACAGCAGGAAAACCUAUCUAACCGGGUCGUCUAACGAAGUUCACUACGCCGAAUUAGCAUUAGCAAUACCUCACGAUGACAGUAGCAAUAAAAAUCACCUCAAUCAUCUGAAAAAGCUACCGCCCCCUCCGGCCUACAACUAUUUCGACGAACCGACUAUCUACGCCCAGAUCGACCACGGUGGCAGUAACUACAAAACGUCGACCUCGCCGUUUCCACUGAUAUCGCCCGUGUCCCAGCAGCAGGGGCCUACACAGCAGCAACAGCAGCAGCAGUCCCUAAAUCAGUCACAAUUAACGUUACAGCUGCAACAACAGUUGCCAACGGAUCAUCACAGUCACAGCCAACAGCAUACGCCAACCUCGCUGCAAAAUCACCACCAGCAGCAUACCCCGACCUCGUUGCAGCAGCCGCCACCGCAGUUGCAACUGCAUCAACAACAGCAGCAGCAGCAACAGCAGCUGCCUAAUAAUAAUAAACAAUACCUGCGUGAAAUAGUGACAGUGCGGACGCCGCUAGCGUUUUCACAACAGGAGAGUUGUGUUUAAUUAAAACUUACUUCCAACGGCCACUGCACGCGCCUGGCCGUGCGUGUUUGUAUGUAUGUAUGUAUGUAUGUAUGUACACGUACGUAAAAUGUAGGUUAUUUGAAUUAUGUAAAAAGAGAGAGAAAAAAGGGAGCCAGGGGAAAAUGGCUGCCGCAAUAAGGUCAAAUUCGGACACACUGGUUUCGGGCACUGGCCGACUGUGAGUGAGUUUUCAGGUUAAUGGAAUUGCACUGGGUAUUUGAUCCAGAGUUGUGUGGCGUCCGGGAAAAGGCCAUCGUCGUAUUUUACGGAAUGUUCUAGUUAUUAAGCCGCACGUACCUCAUACAGUGUCUGCGGAGCGAACGGAGUACCUUCGCGGCUAGUGAGGAGAGAUCACUCUCAGUUACUAGUA
Messenger RNA from Ochlerotatus camptorhynchus, 5498 nucleotides. It is a transcript of the gene side-VI, whose product is annotated as sidestep VI. Lineage: Eukaryota; Metazoa; Arthropoda; Insecta; Diptera; Culicidae. Gene Ontology annotation, molecular function: protein binding. The transcript has 17 exons. The record is from RefSeq and is a predicted model, not a curated record. The coding region runs from base 2192 to 5107 and encodes 971 amino acids.